Messenger RNA from Triticum aestivum (bread wheat), 1787 nucleotides. RefSeq names its product cytokinin dehydrogenase 10-like. Gene Ontology annotation, molecular function: FAD binding; cytokinin dehydrogenase activity. Bases 1 to 1599 code for a protein of 532 amino acids. The record is from RefSeq and is a predicted model, not a curated record. NCBI's taxonomy places the organism in Eukaryota, Viridiplantae, Streptophyta, Magnoliopsida, Poales, Poaceae. Gene Ontology annotation, biological process: cytokinin metabolic process. The transcript has 2 exons.
AUGCCGAUAGCUCGUUUUGCUACAUUGCUCGUAGUCACCGGCUUCCUCUCCACAGUCGGACAUCUCGGAGCGCCGGCAUUUGGCGCUCUCGAUGAUGAUCUCGUAGCUCUUGACAUUGUGUCGAAAAUCCAUACCGACAGGAGUUUGACGGCCAGAGCCUCCUCGGACUUUGGCCACAUUGUGGAGGCCGCCCCAAAUGGUGUUUUUCACCCGGUCUCCCCCGCCGACAUAGCUGCUCUAAUCCGCUUUUCACUCUACCAGCAGACACCGUUCACGGUGGCGCCGCGUGGAAAAGGGCACUCCUCUAGGGGACAAGCCCUCGCCCCGGGCGGCAUUGUCGUCGACAUGCCCUCGCUGGGGCGUGGUGACCAUGGUCACCGUGUAAAUGUGUCCAUCGAUGGGAUGUACGUGGAUGUCGGCGGCGAGCAGCUGUGGUUCGACGUCCUCCAUGCCACGCUCAAGCACGGGCUCACGCCACGGGUGUGGACCGACUACCUCCGCAUCACCGUCGGCGGCACGCUCUCCAACGCCGGCAUAGGCGGGCAGGUGUUCCGGCACGGCCCCCAGAUCUCCAACGUGCGCGAGCUUGACGUCGUCACAGGCACGGGAGACAUGAUCACCUGCUCCCCGGGCAACAACUCGGACCUGUUCUACGGGGCGUUGGGCGGGCUGGGCCAGUUCGGGGUGAUAACCCGGGCCCGGGUCGGGCUCGAGCGGGCCCCGAAACGGGUCAAGUGGGUCCGGCUCGCCUACACGGACGUGCACCAGUUUACCGCUGACCAGGAGCUGCUCAUAUCAAACGGAGCCGGGUUCGACUACGUCGAGGGGCAGGUCCAGCUGAACCGGACGCUGACGGAGGGCCGGAGGUCGUCGUCCUUCUUCUCGGCGGCGGAGCUCGCUCGUCUGACGGAGCUCGCACUGGGCACCGGAUCAUCCGCGGUGUACUACAUCGAGGGCGCGAUGUACUACGACGACGGCUCUGCUUCCACGGUGGAUCGGAAGCUCGAGGCGCUGCUGGAGGAGCUGAGCUUCGUCCCGGGGUUCGCGUUCGUCAGGGACGCGUCGUACGUGCAGUUCCUGGACCGCGUCGGGCAGGAGGAGCAGAAGCUCCGGUCGGCCGGCGCGUGGGACGUGCCGCACCCGUGGCUCAACCUCUUCGUCCCGAGGUCGCGCAUCCACGACUUCGCCGCCGGCGUGUUCGACGGCGUCCUCAGGGGCACCAGGCCCGUGGGGCUCAUCCUCAUGUACCCCAUGAACAGGGACAGGUGGGACGACCGGAUGACGACGGUGACGCCCGAUGAGGACGUGUUCUACGCCGUCGGGCUGCUCCGGUCGGCGGUGGCCGCCGGCGACCUGGAACGGCUGGAGAGGGAGAACGAGGCGGCGCUGGGGCUCUGCGACCGGGCGGGCAUCGGGUGCAAGCAGUACCUGCCGCACCACGCGUCGCAGGAGGGCUGGAGGCGGCACUUCGGGGCGAAAUGGGACAGGGUCGCCGCGCUCAAGGCCACGUACGACCCGCGAGCGAUUCUGUCGCCGGGGCAGGGCAUCUUCCCGGCCGCGGUGGCCAGCACGACGCCCGCUACAAUCACGGCGUCCUGAGAUUUAUUUAAUCUGUUCAAGUUGAAGGUUCGUCUGUUGGAAUCUGUACCCGUACCUCGUGCACGUAGAACCAGCGACCACUGGGUGGUCAGUAUUCAGUAGGUGUUCAGACUUCAGAGCAGAGCGUAGGAUUGCCACGAGGGGGUCCAAAUGGACCUGCUUUUAGUACCUCGAGUAUACGAAGUCGG